Messenger RNA from Cataglyphis hispanica, 2363 nucleotides. RefSeq names its product histidine--tRNA ligase, cytoplasmic (gene HisRS). Gene Ontology annotation, biological process: mitochondrial translation; histidyl-tRNA aminoacylation. The record is from RefSeq and is a predicted model, not a curated record. Lineage: Eukaryota; Metazoa; Arthropoda; Insecta; Hymenoptera; Formicidae. The coding region runs from base 83 to 1921 and encodes 612 amino acids. Gene Ontology annotation, molecular function: ATP binding; histidine-tRNA ligase activity. Gene Ontology annotation, cellular component: mitochondrion; cytoplasm. The transcript is spliced from 6 exons.
GUUCGCGUCGCGUGAGUCACAAAGUAAUACGUCGACGAUCGGAACGGACGGAAUCGGACAGAAUCGAACUUUACGACACCACAUGGUGCUAGCGAUGGCUGAUGAAAUAACGAGGGAGACGUUGCUGAAUCGCGUGAAAGAGCAAGGCGAGACAGUUCGACGAUUAAAAGCUGCGCAGGCUGAUAAAACGCAAGGAUACAGAGAGCAGUCUGAUAUAAAUGUUGAAUUAGAAAGCUUAAACAAUGAUUUUGCGGAUGUCAGCUAUGCGUGUGGUUGGUGCCCAACGUCCAAAGACACUGAAUUAUUUGACAAGUUAAAUGUCAUAAGUAAUGAUGAACUUGCAAGGUGGCCGCAUCUAAACAGAUGGUACAUUAACAUGAAAAGCUUUACCCAAGAAGAGCGUCUAGCAUUUCCUCUUGUUAAGGAAGCAUCAUUUACUUCCCUGGCAGAAAAAAUCGAGCUGCUAAAGAUUAAUCACUAUAUUACCAAAGAUAUGCUAGAUAAAAAGAUAGCAGAGGAAGUCACCAAGUUGUUGGAUCUGAAAGCGCAAUUGGGAGAAGAAAAUGGUUGUUCUCACAAACUCAUCCUUAAAACACCUAAAGGCACGAGGGAUUAUAAUCCAGAGCAAAUGGCAUUACGAUUAGGAGUAUUGGAAAAAAUAAUAUCAGUAUUCAAACGUCAUGGCGCAGAAACCAUAGAUACGCCUGUAUUUGAACUGAAGGAUGUUUUGACAGGUAAAUAUGGUGAAGAUUCCAAACUCAUUUAUGAUUUGAAGGAUCAAGGCGGCGAGAUCCUCGCACUUAGAUACGAUUUAACAGUUCCUUUCGCGAGGUAUCUGGCCAUGAGCAAAAUAUCCUCCAUUAAAAGAUAUCAUAUUGCUAAAGUCUAUCGAAGAGAUAAUCCAGCUACAACAAAAGGCAGAUAUAGAGAAUUUUAUCAAUGUGAUUUUGAUAUUGCUGGUCAGUACGAUCCAAUGCUAGCGGAUGUAGAGUGUAUUCGGGUCGUAUCCGAAGCAUUGCAGAUUCUGGAUCUGGAACCAUACGUAAUUAAGUUGAAUCACAGGUCUUUACUAGAUGGCAUCUUUGCUGCGUGUGAUGUCCCACAGAGUAAAUUUCGUAGUAUCUGCUCCGCUAUAGAUAAACUGGAUAAGAGUCCAUGGGAGGAAGUGAAGAAAGAAAUGAUAGAGGAAAAAGGAUUAGAUGAGCAUAUUGCCGACAAGGUCGGCAACUAUGUCUCCCAAUCUGGUGGAGUCGAAUUGAUAGCCGAAUUGAGAAAAGACAAAGAAUUAAUGAGACAAUCUGCUGCUGUGCAAGGUUUAGAUUCCAUGGAACUAUUGUUAAAGUACUGCGGUAUCUACAAAGUUCUGGACAAAAUUAAGUUUGAUCUGAGUCUUGCAAGAGGACUCGAUUACUAUACAGGCGUUAUUUAUGAAGCUAUAUUGUGUGGAGAUGACAUUGGUGUGGGUAGUGUAGCGGGUGGCGGCCGUUACGAUAAUUUAGUGGGGAUGUUCGAUAGUAAGAAUAAAAAUGUAUCUUGCGUCGGUGUGUCUCUAGGCGUCGAACGGAUAUUCAGUGUUUUGGAAGCGAGAUUGGCUAACAAGGGCCUAAAAACACGCACCACUGAGAUCGAAGUGUUUGUGGCGAGCGCACAGAAAAAUUUGCACGAAGAAAGAAUGAAAAUAUUGGUGGAUUUGUGGGAAGCUGGAGUGAAAGCGGAGCAAUCCUACAAAAAGAACGCGAAACUCUUGGCGCAGUUACAACAUUGCGAAGAAAACAGGAUUCCAUUGGCAAUAAUCAUCGGAGAAAGUGAAUUAGCAAAGGGCGAAAUUACGCUAAGAGUCGUCUCGAGGCGGGAAGAGAUUCGCAUACCACGUAGCAAUCUCGUCGAAGAAAUACGAAAACUGUUAAAAACACUAUCGUAGCCUUACGGUUUUUUCAUAUACGUCCUUCUCACUAUCGGGAGAAGAAAUCAACAUCAGUACAACAAAAUAUUUAUGUUGCAUUUUAGUUUUAUUUCAUGCAACUUGCACACUGGAAAAUUUUUAUUUAUUAGAUUUCUCGCGAAUCUAUUUGUGUAGUACUUUACAUGACGGACCGUUACCUCGUUGAGUGAUAAGUUCCUUGUCACUCAUAUAGAUGCUAAUUAUGAAACCGUACAAUAAGUAAAUGCAUGUGACGACACUCUGCAUUCGCGUCAUGUGAAUAUGUCAUAUGAAUAAUUUCCGCAUGGGUAAUCUUUCAAUCGAAUUUUUCCAUUUUAUGAUAAUAAACCAUAAUUUACAGCUUCCGAGCUAUCGAAAAACCAAAUAUCAUAAUUUAUUCUGCACGAACUUGUCAAUAAAACGUUACGCAUUUCGUAAAACA